Spirometra erinaceieuropaei is the source of this 5494-nucleotide messenger RNA. The record is from the annotation of a GenBank genome assembly. Lineage: Eukaryota; Metazoa; Platyhelminthes; Cestoda; Diphyllobothriidea; Diphyllobothriidae.
AUGCCCACCGUGUACUCCACAGCAAGGUGAGGCAGGCACGGCGACUUGCGUGUAAAUUAGUUUACAGUGGGAGUGGACUUUCGAGGCAUCUACUGCACUCUCUCCUCCUCCCUCACCCGCACCCGGUGUCAAGACAUUGGCUGGAAGACCAAGGGAGGACGCAGGUAGAUGGUGCUGCCGAGCCCGCGCCUCGACGUUCAACUCCACACCCCUGGUUCACAACAAACACUGGACCAGGGUUUUAACUAACAACAACAGCACCACAACGGGUCAGAAGGAGGAGGAGGAGGAGGAGGAGGAGGAGGAGGAGGAGGAAGGUGACUGGGCAACCAUGCUCAUUACCUGUAUACCCAUCGGGAGCGCAGACGCAUUUACCGGCAGGGAAUCAGGUGCCAUAGCACAACUGCGUAGAGCCAGAGAUAAGUCCUGGGCUGUCGGGAGGGACGAAGCAGAAGUGUCCUCAUAAUUCAUCCAUACGUUAGAUGAAGACUGUCGGUUUAUAGCUUAUAAGCACUUAUUACCACCCUCGUAGUUUUUGGUGUUACCUACGCUGCCUUUUCAUGCAUGGUAAUUGUCGGCAGUGGUAUACUCUUCAGUGUAAGUUUGUUCAAAAUUCAUCCAACCGCACCGGCGAACCUGGAAAGACCAUAUAGCUACAAAGCCGGUUACCGCCCACAGCAUCCGGUACACCCGAACAGUGUGACUUUAAACAGUCAUAUGAACAAAGGCAAUUUCUAUUCCGAAGUUCAAAGUCUGUCUAUUUCAUUAUUUUGAAAGGUCCACUUGGCAAGAAGGAUUGGCGCCGAGCAUGUCACGUGGCUUGAGAAAUGGUUUAACAUAUGAAAAAAUGCAAUCGCUCUCUCUUUCACACACACACGCCUAAGUAACAAAAACUACUAGAGUCUAAGUUAAUGACGCAUUUAGUGUCCUGAACACAGAGGGCAGGUAAAUGCUGACUGUGACGAAACCACCAAACUGACCUUGAAAAUUCUGCAUGAUAAGCAAGCGCAUCAGCAGCUGGGAUCUGAAGGCCACUAAAGAGGUCUCAAAAACUGUAUGGAAGAACAUUUUAGCUAGCUAGAAGGAUCAAAUUUUCACUCGGGUCGGUUGGCUACUGGGCUGCCUAAAGGGAGGCAAACAUUCCGGACUAAGCACUUUCAUUUAAACGAACUGCGGGUAAUUCGAGGGCUAGGUGGAGAUUGUUGUUUCUUGCAUUUUACGAUAGCCAAUAUCCGAUGCACAGGCAACGACCAACUUUUACUGUCAGUACUUUUGUGGAAGUGUUGUCAUUCUCUCUUUCAUGGGAAGCUGAGCAAUGCAUUCCUAAAUACAGCUACUGAGUCAACCCAGACGCCUACAGAACUCUACUAUGGCUAUUCACUCGAUUCCCCUCACCAGGUAUAAAUCCAAGCGAGGUGUUCUGAUUACGUUAUUGUACGCGGCUAAGAAGCAAACAAGAUACGAAAGGUAGGCAUGAAAACUAAACCAAUUUCAUUUGAGCUACCUCUGAAGCAUACUGGAGGUAAAGAGGGAGGAGAUAAUCCCGGACAUUGGGGAUUCUGGGCAUAACGGACAGUUCGGCAUCUACGCCAUCGCAAAACAGGUGAAGCUAGGGCGGUAUAGCCAUGUCAAGCUAAUGGCUGACAAAAGUGUGCCCAAAAAGGCUAAUUUACAGCACAAUCGUUACGGCUGCUUACAGUCAAGUCGGAUAAAAAGCGACGAUACAAGUACAGCCCCAAGACCUCUCACAAGCAGCUGCGAACUAACCAUGGUAGCUGGGAAGACCCCGCACAGAGUCAACUUGUGUGUUACAUUGCUGGAAAAACCGGAACAGAAGUCUUCAAAGUCAACCGAGUAGCGGAGACCAAGGUGAAGUGAAAGGCACGCAAUUCCCCAAUGUAGUGGACGAACGUCUCAAGCACGCAAAGCCUGUCAAUGUAUGCAAAUUUUCAAUUGAGAAUAAGAACGCACAUUAGCCUCCUUGGGCGUAUUCGGAUACAUCGUAAUUCCAACUUGCUCAUACUGCCGCUCAAAUCUUAAAACUCUGUUUUAAUCAUCGAGACCAUCCCUGCCAUCACGAGAAUCAGCACUGGAGCCGCCUAUCUUUCAUGUCUUCACCCUACCAGAGUGUUUCGAUCCCGUUUUCUCCAGGCCGGACAUCUCUGUCCACGCCACCGGGACAAAAACUGCACCCUGAAAGCCUCUGCCGUCAAUGCGGACAUUGUUGCGGCUUGCCAGCACUACAACCGCACAUCCAAGUCCCGCGUGGCUCUGACUGGCGGCCUGUCGUUCCAGAACAUUCACGCACUGCAUUAACAUAUCCGGACACAUUUGAAUGCAUGAAAACGGUAAGAAAAAGAUCGCAGUCUCCGUCUAUGUCACACUACUGGACAGUCUGGCUGCUCACACGCCUGGUCGGUCAAACACUUACACUUGUCAACCAUCUGCAAGGUAUGACACAUCCAUCACACAGGAACUACUCGACGCAAUGUCAUGCCGUCCUCAGGAUGAACGAAGCGUCCUUUACGAGAACACGCAUAUCCAAUUAUGUGACAACGGCAAUUUUUUCGUAACUGCUGAUCAUAAGCAGUGGGAGACCAGCACUCGUGCCGUAACGGAACGACCAUCGAUUCCGACUACAUCCGCCAUGUGCCCCACAGCGCGAUGGGCGCAGGGACGGUAGCUUGUACGUGAAGUAAAUUGUAAUGGUAGUAAACUUGCGCUGUAUCUACAGCACUCACUCCUCUUUCCCACGCUCUUGUGCUCGGUGUCAGGGGAGAGUCAAGAGGGCCGGAGACGGGAAAGGGCGAAAUGUUCGACGUACGACGGACCAGGUUUUCACCAAACAAGAAGGGGGCGACUCGGAUCCCGAAUGAGUGAAAAUGCUGUAGAGACCAUGUUGAGAAGGAGGCAUCGCAGCCUGACCCCCCGACCUGAGAGGAGGACCGAUUUAGCGCAUCAGUUGGCAAUGGCCGUACGCAGCUGAAUGAUAGGUCUCGAAAUUUAUGACGUCAGUAAAUUCUGCAUGCUUUGUCGCCUUUGCUUUACUCAAAUUUAUUCCGGGAAAACACUUCGGUUUGCCUAGUACCUCCAUUGCUCGGAGCUGGAGGGCGUACUCCGUCUCCAGGAUGUGGGCAGCGAUUUCAGACGACUGGUUUUCCAUCGAUACAGCCAGUUAGUGGCCCUGUACGCGUGUUCAAAGGUUUUCUAAAGCCUUGCCAGUACGGUACAUGAUGGCUUCGGAUCGGUAUGCAAUCCCGACAUUCGGGCUUGGGGCAAUGUCUUCAGCUGUCUCCGAAGCAACUUUAACAUAUAAUUUGGCGUGAUAUUGUCGAUGUCCGUUGAAACAGCACAAAACGCCUUUGCUCAAUGUCUACCUCUAAUGCGAACGCUUCUAGAAGCGUUGAUCUUACAACGCGACCCACUGCCUUGACGGAAUGCGACGCGGACACAGUCAGGUAAGUUAUAGACACCGACACCCCAUGUACACACUGGUUAGGAUACGUGUUCCUUCGACUCAGACGCACUCAACUCUCUCCUAUUCACGACCUAAAAUCGCCAGUGCCAGCAGCCAAUGCUACCUGAGGCAGCAGUUCAUCCAUCCCAUCUUCUGAUAACCGUAACUAGAUCCAAUGCCUGUGGUGCAUGAGUGCGCACAGUGUCAUUACGGACUGGUCCCCCAACGUGAUAUGAACAAGUGGCUCCCCGACGUGGCUGAAUUCGGUCGUCACGACAUCCUCACUCAACUUCGCCUUCCUGUUUUUCCUUUGCACCUUAUCUGGUCUACGGAUACAAAGUGCGACUGCCGACACCCUGUUGCAAAUCGAAGGGGAUGUCGCAGACAAAACUCCGCCAGCAGAUUCCAGGACCAAAUUGUGCGAAGUGGUUUUACAAAAGUGCCGGCAUCCCUGUUUCCCUGAUACGAUCCUCUUCAUAUUCUGACUGGAAUCUUCACUCAUUACUCAUUUUCAGUGUUCAACACGGUCCUGAAAUCCGUCUUGGUUCGCGGUCUGAGUGAAAGUGACUCCUAACUAACGCAUUAGACUUGUUCCACAUAGGACAAAUUCCUCAUUCCAAUGCCUUCCAUAUUCUCCUCUGGUCUCCAAAGUACAUUAGAUACCUCUGUCGUCACAUUGUCCCUCUGGUUGUUGUUUUUUUAUUGGGGCGGACACGAAACCAGUUAUUGAGACUCUUAGCUAGCUGUCACGCACAUAUUAGUUGCGAAUAUGUGAAACCAUAGGUGGUAGUUAUUAAAUGUCGCAUUUUGAUGGACAACUGCAUGAGCGUCUGGACCACGUGUCAGCGCUGCAACGAACAUUCCAGCUCAAACACCUAGCAAUUUUCUGCUACGAUUGCAGCCCGCAAUGAGGACUCCUUCCUCUAACACCGCAAAUGACAGAAGAGUCGGCCUCGAAUGUUGAUAAAAUACCAGGACUCGCUCAGCACAUCAACCAGGCUGGUGCCUUAUCAUCGGCAUUCACCAACUUCCUAUGACGUGAACACCGACAUAAUCGAGCUCUACUUUGUCAAAUCCAGGUCAGCUUCUCUACUUUUAUUGCCAAGAACGCAAUAUCUCCAUUUCCGAUAGCAGUUCUUGCCUUUACAGACCUACGGUGUCAUGUGACCCCCUCCGUGAAGCCAGGCACGGUACUGGACAUAGCGAAAUGAGGCAUUCGGAGACGGCAGUCUUGUGGAAGCUUUGGAGUUCGGGGUGGGCUUUCAAAAACCGGCAAAUAAUUGAACUUGCAUGGAGAAAUGAGAUCGUACCUGCUGCUAGGGACGCGGCUUUCCUUCGGUAUACCCGAAUGCGAGUAGGUGGAUGAACAUUCCCACACUGCUGCCGCCCAUGAAAUAACCUGCACCAUCGAUCGAUGACUGCCUAGCAUCCGAAAACGCUACCAACUUAUCCGCCAAGGUAGUGGUAAGCCCUCUACACUGAGUGACUGUUCGCGACGUGAGUGGCGGCAUUAUUGCGGAUAAUCGGCCAGUCAGGCGCUGGCGUGAGCACUUUCAGCGCCAUAUCAACUUCGAUACCAAACCCACCGCGCCAUUGCCCUCCUCUGCAGUGGAGUCGCCUCCCUCUCCAACGUGUGCAGUGUCAAGCGACCCCCCUCCCCCCUCUGAAGGAGAAAUCGCUGAUGCCAUACAAAGGCUACGCAACAACAAGUCACCCGGACAGGACGGUAUACCCCCUAAAAUCUACAAGUCUUGCGCCGACACUCCGGCGCCCUGGCUCCGUGAGGUGACUGAACAAGCGUGGAAAAACGAGAUUGCUCCUGAUGGCUGGUUCUCAGGCAUCCUUCUACCUAUCCUCAAGAAGGGAGAUAUGACAAGAUGCGAGAACUACCGCUGCAUAUGCCUCAUCGGCGUUGCUGUGAAGAUCCUCGCUAUUUACUUCUCAGACGAUUCCAGGCUAUACGUGACUCUAGGACGAGGCCCAACCAAGCCGGAUUCCGUGCUGGACGUGGAUGCGCGGACCAGAUAUUCACACUAA